Molecule: messenger RNA, 2390 nt
Organism: Pimephales promelas (fathead minnow)
Lineage: Eukaryota; Metazoa; Chordata; Actinopteri; Cypriniformes; Leuciscidae
Gene: plekha1a
Product: pleckstrin homology domain containing, family A (phosphoinositide binding specific) member 1a
Source: RefSeq, a predicted model, not a curated record
ACGUAUACAGCCACUUCCGCUCCUGCAGGAAAAACACUCGUGAAGUUUGUGAAGGGGGACACGAGCUGGAGAUGGGCUGAACCGAAUCACUUCAGCGAUAAUAAACCGAAAGUUUCUGAUAUCAGAGAGAAGGGGAAUGAGUAGUGUGAAGAGAGGGGGACAUGCCUUACGUGGACCGGCAGAACCGCAUAUGCGGUUUCCUGGAUAUCGAAGAUGUGGAGAACAGUGGCAAGUUCCUGCGACGGUAUUUCAUCCUGGACACGCAACAGGGGAGUCUGGUCUGGUACAUGGACAACCCGCAGAACCUGCCUGUAGGUGCCAAACAUGUGGGCUCCCUCAGUCUCACCUACAUAUCCAAAGUCAGUGAUGCCACCAAACAGAGACCAAAGGCUGAAUACUGCUUUGUCAUCAAUGCAGGAAUGAGAAAAUACUUUCUGCAGGCUAAUGAUCAGCAGGAUCUUGUGGAAUGGGUCAACGCACUCAACAAUGCAACCAAAAUCACAGUUCCUAAGUCCUCUGAUACCGUUCACUCUGAGAGUCAGAGGUUGGCUUCAAAUGGCAACAAGAAACAGGUCCCAUACAAGACCGAAAUCAUUGCAGGAGUGGCUGUCGUCACACAGACACAGCAGGAUGGAGAGCUGGCACACAGUGUUGGAGGAGAGAAGGUGGCCUUGAGGAAGGCUCAGAACAAUCCGCCAUAUUUGCACACUAGAGCGGGGCUAGAUCAGACCCUUAUUAAAGCAGGAUACUGUGUCAAACAAGGGGCGCUGAUGAAGAACUGGAAACGGAGAUAUUUUGUUCUGGAGCAGAACUCGAUGAGUUACUUCAAGUCUGAUCUGGAGAAGGAGCCUUUAAAGAUUAUUCUUCUGAAGGAGGUCCAUAAGGUGCAGGAGUGCAAACACGGUGAAAUAAUGAUGCGAGACAACCUCUUUGAAGUCGUCACAACCUCCAGGACAUUCUAUAUCCAGGCUGAUAGUCCAGAAGAGAUGCACAGCUGGAUCAAGGCUAUUUCAGGAGCCAUUGUGGCUCAGAGGGGCCCAGGCCGGUCCGCAGCUUCUGAGCACAUUGUUGGCAGCUCCUGUUUCUACCGCCAGCUCACGAGUCACGCCAUCCCCUGGACGCCCAGCCCUGCCGUGUCAGCCCAUCCAGAAUGCCGUGGUCCCACGAGGUCUGGCUUGGGACAGCGAGCACUUCAUGAGCCUGCUGCCCCUGCCCCGCCCACAUGCCCGCCUGUCACUGCAAGAGACCCGCCUCUCCAAGUGACUCACGAAUCGCCUUGGCGGCGACGCAGCAGCUUUGGAAUGUGCGACGCUCCUUUGCCCCAACUUGAUCUGGAUGGUGCAGAUCUUCCUGUUAGUGAAGUCUGACUGUUUUACAUUAAACUUUUACCUCUGACCCAGAAAUAUUAAGAUGGGUUUGCAGAGUUUAGAGGAUGGAAGGAUCUUUGGAUGAAAGAUAACCUCGUCGUUUGGAUCCAAACUAAUUUGACCCGACAUGUCAAAUAAAUUUUGAACUUUAAAAGAGCUUCAGUCAUGUUCAUCUUGAUCAGAAACUCUACUAUGAUUCCAAAGAAUCUCCUUACCUCCUAACCUUUGAGCUUUUACUGAAAACUGCAGAAAGAAACUCAUGGAAUAUGGAUUCAGGAUACGGACUGUGUUGGAGGAUGCAAAGUUUCGCACUAACUCACGGACUGGAGUUGGAAAGGCUGUUUGAGUGCUUGUGAAAAGUGAUUCCUUUUUUAAUAUCCAAAGAUCCCCCUACACUGAUCAUUAUAGAACAUACUUCAUUUGUGUUUCUUUCUGUACAGUUUCCUAUUUUUAAAAGAUUUAUAUGUGCUGUUAAUGUGACUAAUUGAUCCUGUGGACUAAGCUGGGGUUAUUUUGACUGACAGUUCAUCUUUUAUCCGCAUGUAUACAUAUGGGUGAAUUAUUGUUGCCAUAACAUUGUUUUUUGUCUGUUGCUCCACUAAAUGACUGAUCAAAUCCACAGCUUAACUGAAAGGUUUGGAUACAGUAAAACUGAGCAGAGUGUUGCCGUAUAAUCUGCCUACAUCCCUGUAAGUUUCUGGCAUUCUGGGUAUUACUGUAUAUGUUUGACCAGAUAAGUGAGAGUUUGUUGUUGAAUUGUUCCUUUUUUUCUUUUCUUUUUUUUUUUUAGCUGUUGAGAUUUGUGAAUGACUACUAUGCGACGCUUUUCAGUGUGUUUGUUUUUACAUGGAUUCAUUUUUGCUCUCUAAAAAAGUGCCUGCAUCUUUUUCUUUUAAAGGUCUGGCAGUUUUAACCCUCAGUUGUUGUUUUUUUUUUUGGUGUCAUUUUGUGCUGUAACCAUUUUAAUCUUGUUUGUUUAUAUUAUUUAUUAUAAGAAAAAGCAAUAAACCAAGUCUAAAUUUA